Daphnia pulex (common water flea) is the source of this 543-nucleotide messenger RNA. It is a transcript of the gene Mpp6, whose product is annotated as M-phase phosphoprotein 6-like. The record is from RefSeq and is a predicted model, not a curated record. Bases 83 to 514 code for a protein of 143 amino acids. NCBI's taxonomy places the organism in Eukaryota, Metazoa, Arthropoda, Branchiopoda, Diplostraca, Daphniidae. The transcript is spliced from 4 exons. Gene Ontology annotation, biological process: maturation of 5.8S rRNA.
AAAAACACAAAGAAAAAACAAAACUAAGCGUGAAUUGGUGUUAAAAACUCUUACCUCUCAACGUUCCAUUCGACACAAGAACAUGGGCCCCCAAAAGAAAAGGCUCCUCCUCUCGAAAAAUCUUCUUGAAAUGAAGUUUAUGAAAAGGACCAAAGAAAAGACUGAAAAGGAACUAGAAGAUGAAGAAAGACAAACAACUUUUGCAAAUGAAAUCACUUCAGCAAUGUUGUCACACGGAAGCAAAUUUCUGAUGGAGUCAAGCUAUUCUGCAUGUGAAAAUCUUUGUUUUGGCAGAAUGAGCUUCAAAGGAGCCAAUCCUGAAAUUGAAAAAAUUAUGAGAAGAUUCACAGAACCACCACCUCCUAAGGAAAAUUCUUUGUUGCAGGGUGAGAAAGAUGCUGAUGUAGGAGCUGAAGAAGUGUCUAGAACUAUGUCCCUAAGUAAGACAGUUUCAAGAAAGUUUUCUAAGCAAUCCCUCAAGAGAGGCUUUAAAAGACCUGCUGAUGAUCAAUGAUGUUUGCAAUAAAUGUUAAGAAAAAUUUU